CUCCGUACUCUCAACCACAUCCAACAUCUUUAAAACUGUGAAUGCCGCUCUUCGUUCACAAUGCUCUGCGGACGAGAGUCGCCCCGUCGACAUUCCUCAAGUCUGUAUCCAGACGUUCGAUCUCCCUAACCGGCGCCAUUGAGAAGGGAAUUCGCGAUGGACAGUACAGCGCUGUCAAGCACGAACGACGACGCGAGACUCCUCGAAAUGUAGCAAUACCAGGCAGAAAUGAACGAGCAGACGACAAGAAAUUUGCUUCGGCCGAUGUGGCUUCUAGUCAGACUACAAAUACAAUACGUAGUGGCAAGAGCAGAAGUGCAGUAGAUGAUGGAGUUCCGACAACCAUGCCCUAUACUACAGCCACCUCGGAGUUCAUCGCUGGGCCUCACUCAGUUAUAGCCGCAUUGAAGGCCAGGCGGCGCAAGAUAUACAAGCUCUAUAGCAUGCUCUCUGAUGAACAACAAGAGGAAGAAUAUCCAAGGCGUGCCAUGACUUCUGCGGAUAGGCGAACAAGCAGCCAGAACUCAGGUCAUGGUGAGGUUCUGCGGGAUAUAUAUGGCCUUGCUAAAGAGCAUGGCAUACGCGUUGAAAAUGUUAGAGGGCCAACUUGGAAGCGAAGAUUUACCAAGGUCACAGGUGGACGACCCCAUGGUGGCGUCCUCUUGGAGUGUUCUGCUCUCUCUACUUUGCAAGUCUCCACGCUACCAUCUGUUCAACGACCGGAGCAUGAUAUACUGGCUACCAUUGGAUGGAGUGACCAAGGAUCGCAGAACUCUGGAGCCAAAGUGCAAGGAGAUGUAUUUGGCAUCGAGAAGCCAUUGCCUCCUGGACAUUCAUAUCGACCAGCGUACCGAUACCCUUUCAUGCUAUUGCUCGACCGCAUCAACGACGUAGGCAAUUUCGGAGCAAUAGUGCGUUCUGCUUGGUUCUUGGGCGUUGAUGCCAUACUCACUCUCGAUCACGGUACUCCUGCGCCGACUCAAGCUUCUAAAGCUUCAUCUGGCGCCGUUGAAUAUAUGCCCAUCCUGCAGAUCAAAUCCGAGAGAGAUUUCAUCAAAUCGUCCCGAGCAAAUGGUUGGAAGUUCUUUGUCGCCGAUGCCACCCUCGAAUCUGCAAGUAAGGUUCACAGCCCCUCUCGCCGAAAAUACGAAAAGACCGUAGCCUUGCAAGCGGAAGGUGCCUUGUUGCAAUAUCCAUGCGUUCUUGUCCUAGGAAAUGAAGGUGCAGGGAUUCGGACAUUCAUGCACAAUCUCGCUGACGGUGUGGUUGGGAUACCAAAUGCUCGCCCGGACCAUGGAGAUGUUGACAGCUUGAAUGUUAGCGUGGCAGCCGCCUUGUUGACCCAGAGAUUCUUCGAUUCCGCUUGUUCUGAGGAUAGGGUGGGUUGAUAUCGUUCCACCGUGAGCGACGUGUGACCAGCGGGAGCAGACCAACCUCAGCUUAAACCUUGCCCAUCCAUUCCAAGGAGUAAAUGGGGCUAGUCCUCCUGAACGGAACAAUCACAUCUCCUGACGCAUUGCUUCCAAUGGACUGAACCGCCAACUUUUCAAUCACCUUUUCCUCUUUCGCCGAGACUCUGAUCUUCGCUCCGCUCGCCUUUACCCGAUAGAACUUCCGACCAAAGCCACCAAGGAACCCCUCUAAUACAUCCUGCGACACUCGCCCUUUCUCGAUCAUGCCCUUGGACACCGCGCCCUCGAACGCCUGCAAGACAUACUGGGUUGCAUAUGGCUGUGUGAACACACCCGCCGCACACUUUCCCAUCUCAGAUCCCAUACCGCCUUUCUUCGCGCGCAAAGGAUGCGGCGCACUAUCUGUGCCGAGGAAAAACUUCUCGUCACCACCCGUGGCGGCUUUGAGCAAUGCAAUGCGAUCCUUGGGGAGUUUCGCGACCGGCUUGCAAAAGUUGAUCGGAUCGCCAGCCCAAUCGUCCACGAUCAAACUGAGAUGAUGAGCGGUGAUGGUUGCGACGACAUUUGGCCCGCACUUCUUGACGGCCUCAAUGGCCGCGGCGGUCGUACAAUGCUCCAACACGAUUCUGAGCUUGGGGAACCGACGAUGCAGAUCCAAGAGAGUCGGAAGAAAGGCCUCCUCCGCGUUGAGCACGGUGAUGUCUUCGCCAGGGGGAGCUUCGCCGUGCAAAUUGAGCACCAGGUCCUCUUGCUCCAUGGCCUCGAAGACCGGAUAGAACUGCUCGUAAUCGACAACACCGGAGGCGGAAUUGGUGGUCACGCCCGCCGGGUAGGACUUGACUCCGUAGAUGACGCCAGAUCGUUUCGCUUCUCGGAUCGUGUCCGGCGUGAUGGAUGGGUGCAAGUACAGUGACAUGAGGCACGUUGCGUCACUGAACUUUGAGAUGGUCUGUUUGUAGGAGAGUGCAUGCUCGACGGUGGUGAUUGGUGGGACGAGAUUUGGCUGUUUGAUAGUAGAAAAGAACAAUGUUAACACCCUUCUCUUUAAACCAAU
Messenger RNA from Exophiala oligosperma, 2466 nucleotides. RefSeq lists its product as uncharacterized. The record is from RefSeq and is a predicted model, not a curated record. The transcript has a single exon. Gene Ontology annotation, cellular component: mitochondrion. The coding region runs from base 42 to 1388 and encodes 448 amino acids. Gene Ontology annotation, molecular function: RNA binding; RNA methyltransferase activity. Gene Ontology annotation, biological process: rRNA methylation. Lineage: Eukaryota; Fungi; Ascomycota; Eurotiomycetes; Chaetothyriales; Herpotrichiellaceae.